AGGAGGGUCAAGUAAUUAUCAGCUAGUAGCUACUAACAGCUAGUGUGUCAGUUGAUGUUUAAGAUUUGAUCAUAUAUUAUAAUGCGACUGUUGAUCAUUGUGCUGGUGUUGGGAUUGGUAUGCCAUGCCAGUAAAGUGAAUGAUGGAAAUGAUGAUGCCUAUUUUCCAGCAUUUGGAUUUUCGGAUUCUUUCGACUGGACACUAUUUAAAGAGUUUGCAACACAAAACCGGAAUGUUCUCCUUUCCCCUGUGAGUCUUAAAGUCAUCUUAGCUCUCCUUUACCAAGGUUCUAGUGAAGGUACAGCUAGAGAAUUCCAAAGUGUUCUACAAUUUGGUGAUAAAAAGACGGUUCUUGAGCAUUAUGGUCGAAUGCUCACAUCAUUACAGGAUUCUGAGAGAACCGAGUACUUGCUCAACCUAGGAACUGCGAUAUUUUUAGAUAAACAAAUAAAGACUAAACCAUAUUUUGAUCAGAUAUCCAAGGACUAUUUCAGGACACUCAUAAAGCCAACCAAUUUUUCUAAUACAGAAAAUGCUAGUAGAAACAUCAACCGUUGGGUUCGAAAUUUAACCCAUGGCAAAGUUAGUCAGUUGGUAUCUCCAGAUGAUCUCACACAAACUAUAAUGUUGAUCACUAAUGCUGUUUACUUCAAGGGAACUUGGACCCACAAGUUCCCAAAGAACCAAACUUUCACGGGGAAAUUUUAUUAUUCUGAUGACUACCGUGACAAAUCUAAGCUGAUAACGGUUAAUGUUCCAUUCAUGUCGACGACUGAUGAAUUUUUUUUUCAAGAAUCAAGUUCCUUAGAUGCUAAAGUAUUGAGACUGCCAUAUAAAGGAAGUUCUUAUUCCAUGUUCUUUAUCUUGCCGAACUCUCUAGGAGGUCUACCAGAACUGAUGAAGAAAAUACAUCUUGGAACUAUAUCAGAACUUCUAUAUUCUCUAGACAAGAGAGUAGUCGAAGUGAAUAUUCCGAAAUUCAAAUUCAAUUUCUUGGCGAAACUAGCAGACACUUUGAAAGAAUUCGGAUUGCACCAAAUGUUUCAAAAUACGGCUAGCUUCACUGGCAUAGUUGAAUGGAAUAGUACGUUAUUGAGGCAACUAGUCGUGUCAGACAUCAUCCAAAAAUGUGGUAUUGAAGUCGACGAACAAGGAAGCGUUGUUUAUUCAGCUACAGAUGUGAAUAUAGGUAAUAAAUUCGGAGAGGCAAAUGAUGUUUUCAAUGCUACACACCCCUUUUUGUUUUUCAUUGAGGGGCCCAAUGGAACUGUUUUGUUCAUUGGAAAAGUCGAAAAUCCACUGGAGGAAGAACAAAUUCCACUGCCAAGUAGAUGGGGAAAUAUACAGAAUAAAAUCGAUGAGAGUCAGCCGGCUAACGCUCAAAAUGUACAGUCCAUGCCAGAAAUGACUGUCGAAGAAAUUAGACCGGAACAAAAUGAUGAAACUUCAGGAUCGUCUCCAAAUCUAUCACCAAAUCUGUCACCAAGCUCGGACUCAGACUACGUGUCAGAAGAUGUUACUAAGGAUGAAAUAGCUGACAGGUUCAAUUUGUUCGACAUUGAACUACUCAAUGCAUUCACUGAUACCACAACGAACGUUUUCAUAUCUCCUGCGAGCAUCAAAACAACAUUGGCUAUGAUAUUGGAAGGAGCUGCUGGAAAUUGUGCAAAUGAAAUCAGUGAAGCCCUAAGAAUACCCGAUAUAAAUCGCAAAGGAGUUAGAGAUAUUUUGCUGGGUCUUUUGAAUAAUAUGAAUGAGCGAGGUGAGAAGACAUCCAUAGAAAGUUAUAAUGCCAUAUUUACCUCAGACCAACAUACUAUAUUAGAAAAAUACAGGGAUGCUGUAAGGCAGUUUUAUGGGGUUGUGUUCAAGACUGUCGAUUUCAAUAAAAUAGCUUCUGCUGUCGAGAAGAUCAACCAAUGGGUGUCUGAUUCAACACACGGGGCUAUCACAGAAAUUGUAUCACCACAAACACUCAGUACAAAGAGCAAGGUAGUGAUUGCAAAUGCACUUCACUUCAAAGGUGCAUGGCAGAAUGCUUUUGACAUUAAUAAUACCGUUACUAAAUGUUUUCACACAGCAAAAGGCUGUGUUUCAGCACCUAUGAUGCAUGUGUCUGAGGAGUUCAACUAUAACUAUAUCAGUAGCUUAAGAGCUCAUGCAGUUGAAUUACCCUACCAGGGUAAAUUCUCAAUGUUGAUACUUCUCCCUGCCGAAGAUGCAAACAUCAGAACAGUUAUUAGAGAUUUGCCACAUUUCAGACUAUCCGAAAUUUUGCAUAAAUUGAAAUCUACAGAUAUUGUUCUGGAAAUACCAAAAUUUGCCUUCGAAUACUCGGCUGAUAUGGUAGAAUAUCUUGGAAUGUUGAAGGUGAAGGAAAUUUUUGGAUCCAAUGCCAAUUUGUCAGGAAUUAUCGAAGGAGGCAAUGUCCUAGUGAACAAUUUAGUACACAAAACGAAAAUAGAAGUUGACGAAGAUGGAACUGUGGCAGCAGCAUCUACUAGCGCUAUAAUCAUUCCUCUCAUGGGAUCUCUUUCAGUGAUAGCUGAUAGACCCUUCGUUUUCAUCAUCUAUCAUAAGGAAUCCCAGAAUAUUAUAUUCGAAGGUGUCUUGAGGAAUCCUGUUGAACAAAGCCCUACAUACAAUGUGAGGAUCGAUGAUGUUCCAGCGUCUCUGAAACAACAAAUGACUUUCAGGAGCCGACAAUUUAAUUUUUAAUACAUUUUAUACUUUGAUCUGAAACUUCCAUUUCAGCUUUUGGCUGCUCUCUGUUUUGAAAACUUUUGUAUGCGAAAACUUUUGUAAAAUAAAUUAUUUUAAGUA
Molecule: messenger RNA, 2823 nt
Organism: Phaedon cochleariae (mustard beetle)
Lineage: Eukaryota; Metazoa; Arthropoda; Insecta; Coleoptera; Chrysomelidae
Source: the annotation of a GenBank genome assembly